GUUAGAAAUCAUGCCGGCUGCUUUUUUAAGCAGGGGCUAACUUCCCUAACCCAAUGCACUAAUUCGGAACUCAUCAAAGAUUUAUACAGAACAUUAAGCGUGUCACUGAUAACCCUGGCAAAGCUUAUGUGUACUAAUCAGACGGUUCUGAAUUAUCAUAGGUGCCACUGAUCAAAAUUGUAUCAGUUUCUAAGUCAUGACUCAUUAUGACAUCUAGGCCAAAGUGCGUCGACUGAUUAAACGUGGUCCUCUUACAUAUUAUGUACUGGUACUUGUAUAUCUAAUGCUCAUCAAUACUCAGUCAUGACGUUAACGAGCAACAAACACUGGCUGGUCAUAAGGUUUCUUCAUCAUGGCAUGAAUGUUUCAAGAUCAAAUAAUCCUUGUGUAGUGAUUCUUCUGUAACUGCUUAAAUAGCUGCAUUGACUAAAACAAUAGGUCACUUCAUUUUACACAAGUGUACUUGGACUCAAAACACGCCAGUUUCAUAUCACUCAUGCUGACAGAAUCAAAUAUGAUCUUCAUCUCAAGAAGGAUGACGAAUAGUAUGUCUACGCUCUUCGAACUGAUCAGAUUGUCAUUCUCUAGUCAUUCAACUCACUUAAUUCCGACUGUUAGCAUUCCUUUUCAGUUAUCACUGAAAAAUCUAAAAUAAUAGAUUAGUCAAUAGUUGACAAAAGUUUAGCUAAGUUAUCACAUAAAUCAUUAAAUUAAGCUUCUUGAGGAACAUGCCGAAGACUCCGGAGCUAUUUAAAAGUUGCGGCGUGGGAUUAUUGACUAGAUUAACUGUUGCACUAGUUGGUGUGUGUGAUUACAAGAUAGUUCCACUGGACAGUGUUGGUAGUUGACCAUUUUAGUUUUUGAUAAACGAAACAACUCUUCCCGUGAUAAUGUCAAGGGUAUCAGCUUGACUCAUAGUAUCUAAGAUGAUUAUAUAACCCUGUUAUACAUUUGUUUCCCGUAAAGUUCUUUUAUUAAGUUGAACGUUUGGUUUCUUUGAAGUUUAACGAUUGAUUGCAUCAUCCCUAAUGGACUGAUUACUGAGAAAAUCUCAUCAUGAAUACAAAGGCUUAUUCGACAUUUGCCAAUUUACAUCUUGCUAUCCAUCAGAGGAUGUGUAUACUGCGCAACAAUUUGCUUCAUCUCGCUUUGCGACUGGGACAUGGUGGUUGAAGAUAGAAGAUACAAAAAGAGAGGCACUCAUUCUUUAUCAUAGAUGCCCUCAUGUUAGAUGCGGCAAUAGGGUCAGUAAUAAUAGUGUUAGGUCUGUUGUUAGAUAAGAAGGGAACGACAAUCAUUGAGACUUUGAAGCUGAGUUGAUUGAGGUUAAAAGUUAAGAUGGCUGACAUAGAUAUAAGUAAACUUGGGAUAUCCAAGAAUUUACUCCAGAUGAAUUUCAUGCGACGAACUGUCAUCUCCAAGGAAAAGGCAGUCAACAAGCCCUCUCCAGAUACCCCUUCAAAUUCACAAGAGCCAGAAUUUAAGCUCCCUUCUUCUGUAGAGGAACAUAUUCGUAAAAAAGCUCUUGCUCUUGAGUCAAAAAAUCGCUAUCGAUUUUCCGAGAGUAUUUUCAAAAUGCAUAACCUACCACCUGGGUUUCGACAAAGCUUUGGUAGCUUCAAUCCUCCUAAUACCUCUCACUCUCAAACCAGCAACCCAACUCAUUCAUCCAACUCUAUCUGUGCAAGUCUUACUGGCAAAAAUGAAGCUUUGAAAUCACUUGAAAGGGGGUCUGAAACAAGUAUGCGCUUCAGAAGACUAUUAAAUCCUAAACCGAAUACAUCGUCCAAAUCCAGAAGUACAAAACGCCGGGAAAAAAGAAGAAGACAGCAGUGGAGAAAAAUAAUGAGUUCUUUACAGAAAGAUGAAUGAUAAAAAAAUUCAAGUAUAUUUUCUCUGAUACAUUAUUGUUUUAUUUUUAUAAACUCAUCCUGCAUUAGGUGUAAUGUUGCAAAGUCAA
Trichobilharzia szidati is the source of this 1960-nucleotide messenger RNA. NCBI's taxonomy places the organism in Eukaryota, Metazoa, Platyhelminthes, Trematoda, Strigeidida, Schistosomatidae. The record is from the annotation of a GenBank genome assembly.